CGGCGCGACGGCGCCGCAGCGGUAUCCGGCUCCUUCCAGAGCGCUCCCGUCAGGAUUGUUUUCAUAAAGACAUGACCACACAGUACGGUAUUCUCUUCAAGCAAGAGCAAGCUCAUGAUGAUGCUAUUUGGUCAGUUGCCUGGGGRAAAAAUAAAAAUGAUGGUUCUGAAACAGUGAUCUCUGGUUCUUUGGAUGAUCUGGUGAAGGUCUGGAAGUGGAACGAUGAAAAGCUGGAUCUGCAGUGGACYUUGGAGGGUCACCAGCUGGGGGUGGUGUCUGUGGACAUCAGCCACACGGGUGCAAUUGCAGCUUCCAGCUCCCUGGAUGCCCACAUUCGCCUCUGGGAUUUAGAGACUGGCAAACAGAUCAAGUCCAUAGAUGCUGGUCCUGUUGAUGCUUGGUCCCUGGCAUUUUCACCUGAUUCCCAGUAUCUUGCAACAGGAAGUCAUGUGGGGAAAGUAAAUAUUUUCGGYGUUGAAACUGGAAAGAAAGAAUAUUCUCUGGACACCAGAGGAAAGUUCAUCCUUAGCAUUGCAUAUAGUCCAGAUGGAAAAUACUUGGCCAGUGGAGCAAUAGAUGGCAUUAUCAAUAUUUUUGAUAUUGCAACUGGAAAACUUCUGCAUACGCUAGAAGGCCACGCGAUGCCCAUCCGCUCGCUGACCUUCUCCCCGGACUCGCAGUUACUCGUCACCGCUUCCGAUGACGGCUACAUCAAAAUCUACGAUGUGCAACAUGCAAACUUGGCUGGCACAUUAAGUGGUCAUGGAUCCUGGGUUUUAAAUGUAGCAUUUUGUCCUGAUGAUACCCAUUUUGUUUCCAGUUCAUCUGAUAAAAGUGUAAAAGUUUGGGAUGCUGGAACRAGGACCUGUGUGCAUACUUUCUUUGACCACCAAGAUCAGGUUUGGGGAGUGAAAUACAAUGGAAAUGGGUCCAAAAUUGUGUCUGUUGGUGAUGACCAAGAAAUUCAUAUUUAUGACUGUCCAGUWUAA
Messenger RNA from Malurus melanocephalus (red-backed fairy wren), 989 nucleotides. RefSeq names its product SKI8 subunit of superkiller complex (gene SKIC8). Gene Ontology annotation, cellular component: Cdc73/Paf1 complex. The record is from RefSeq and is a predicted model, not a curated record. NCBI's taxonomy places the organism in Eukaryota, Metazoa, Chordata, Aves, Passeriformes, Maluridae. Gene Ontology annotation, molecular function: protein binding. The coding region runs from base 72 to 989 and encodes 305 amino acids. The transcript has 10 exons.